CCCAAUGGAUAAGGUACGAUCCAACGAAAUCAUCAUCCCCAUUGCACACGGUGCUCAAUGGAGGUGAGUAUGUCUCUCAACGCGUUGGCUCGGCUUCCAUUGAAGAAUACAGGAAGACUCGAAGAGGUCGGUUUAGCAAGACACUCUCUGUUCACCUCGAGAACACCAUGCCGAGAAUCUGCGAAGCGGGGGAUGGUUUUCGUGGUGGAGGCGAAAGGGAAGAAAGGAAUGGCGGCUCGUCAGUAUCAACGCACACCUCCUCCUAUGCCUAAGAUUGAAGACGACGGAAACCCUAGAUUCGUUAUCUUCAUUCGUAUGGCCAAUGUGUAUCUUUGGUAUCCACUAAGUAUAAUAGCUGGUGGUACAACUGCAAAGAUCAUGGUUGCUGCUAAAGAUAACCUCUUGGGGAAGUAUAUCUACAAAGACACCAUUGCUAGAAACAUUGCUGCUGUUAUUUACCGAGAUGAGAAGGAGAUACAAAAGACUGCAAUUAAGCAGCACCGUGUCUUGCGGACUGCCACUGAGUUUCGAUAUGGCUACAAACUUGUUGUAAUGCUCUCUGUCUUGGUAGCUCUGUUUUCUUUUCCUUUUACAAGCUCUGAAGUCUUUGGUUUUCAGGAAAACGGGAACAUGAGAGCUGCACUUAGUACCUCAGAUGUCAUUGAGCUCCCAACUCAGGACCAGCUUAAAACAGUGUUGGACAAAGUGAAAGACUUUUUCGGGGAUGCUAAAGAGUCAUUCGGGAAGAUAUCAUCGUUGAAUUCUGGGGCAGAUGAAGAAAGCCCUGAUGAGAAAGCCAAGCAAGUAUAAACAGGGUCCCAAGGCUGGAGAACUGACACUUGGUGUGGGAUGCAGAAGGUCCAACUGGAUAUUAUGACGAGAUGCCUGCUAUUUUGUGCACAUUUUUCUUUUAUACACCUCUCAGAGAAACAGUUUCUCUUAAAUCUCUUGUAACAUAUAACUUAUUGUGUUUGUAGAUUUGUUGAAAGAAAGAGCUGUUCGGUUACAA
This is a messenger RNA of Brassica oleracea var. oleracea, 1009 nucleotides long. RefSeq names its product protein HHL1, chloroplastic-like. Bases 58 to 810 code for a protein of 250 amino acids. The transcript is spliced from 5 exons. NCBI's taxonomy places the organism in Eukaryota, Viridiplantae, Streptophyta, Magnoliopsida, Brassicales, Brassicaceae. The record is from RefSeq and is a predicted model, not a curated record.